Molecule: messenger RNA, 2248 nt
Organism: Nicrophorus vespilloides
Lineage: Eukaryota; Metazoa; Arthropoda; Insecta; Coleoptera; Silphidae
Product: nudC domain-containing protein 1
Exons: 2
Coding region: 101-1642 (513 amino acids)
Source: RefSeq, a predicted model, not a curated record
GUGUAAAUAACUUGAAUUGACCUAUCUUUCUUCAAAACAUAACCAAACAAAAGUUUAUGUGAAUCCACAUCCACUUUUAGUCAAGAAAUUCGAGAUUAUAAUGCCGGAUGAUAUUAAUUUACGAGCGAAUCGCGAAUUAAUCGAUUCCGAUUUUGCUGGCUACAAACUUUCCUUGGCUUCUUUAUCAACAUACAGUGAGAAAAACAUUGAAACUCCUUUAACAGUACCGACACUAAAUUGUGGCUACAAGGAAACGAAACUAUUCAGUCUGCACAAUCAUUUAUUUGCUAAUAAUAGUGAUAAUGAUGUAUACUACAUUGAUGCAUCUUUCGUGAUACAGCAAAUCGGUUUUGAUCUACUCAAUGGGAUAUUCAAUAAGUCUUCGGUUUGGGAACUUCCAAUUGAUCACAAACCCACUUAUAAUCCUACUUUGGAUUUCCCAUCAGAUAAAUUAGCAGUCGUAUCAGAUGGGAUUAGUUCCAUAUAUAUUUUAGAAAUCGAUAGGGAAAAUUCAGAUUGGAAACUGAUGAGGAAAAUAGAUGUCGAUUGUGCAGUUGUCAUCAAACAUAGUAAAUUGUUAGGUGAUAAGUUACACUGUUUACUAUACAAUAUAGUGGAGAACAAAUCUAAUUUACUGUGGAUCGAAGUUGAUUUAUUAUCAGAUCAAUUUGAUGUGCACAAAUUUGAAUCACAGGGAGAUUUGUAUUUUGCUCAGGUGAUUGAAUCAGAUUCCAUUUUGGUUGGGGCUGAGAAAACGUUCUUUCCUGAAACAAAUGAAGCUGAAAUUAAGUAUGUUUGGUCACAAGACUCUGACACUAUUAGAGUUGAAUUCAAAGUAGGGUCUAAAGCAAUUGUAAAAGAUGGAAACAUUCAAGUAUUUGAUAAAGAUGACAAUGUUUUGAUGGUGGGAAGGUUGGGUGGAGAGUUGAAAGAAAAUUCAGUGGUGUUUAAUGAAGAAAAUGGAACUUUAGCUUUAACUGCAAGCAAACAGGUGUCUGGUGUUAAAUGGAUUGAAUUCAUUGAGGGAUUGUCUGGUGAUUAUAAAGCUGAUGAGCUGGAAGUCAUUGAAGCCAAUACUAAAUUGAGCAAGUUUACAACUGAAAAUGAGAUUUACUCGUCCAGUUCAAUUUGCAAUAACGCCGAUAUGGAGGAAUGCGAUUUUCCGGAGAACAACAAUGCGGUCAUCGAGAGAUUGAAGAAAACUGGAGCGACGCAUAGAUCGAAUUUGGGUGGCAGCAAGUAUCUGUUCAAUGCCAAGGAUUCGAUAGUUUUACAGCAAGAUGAGGAUGCUAAUCUGUGGGAGAACGUAUGCGAAUCCGAAGAAUGGAGAUUGAAGCACGUCGCAUCGUUGACUGCAAUGGGUUACAUUCAGGCGUCGAAGCAAAGGAAAAAGAUAAUGACUUGCUCACCGAAUCACGAUUAUGUGGUUAUUAGUGAAAGCCAUUGUCACGUCUUCGUGUACAGGCAGAACCAUUCGUUCGGCGGGGAAUUGAGGAACCGGAAAUGCGGAAAAACGUUGCACCAAUUGGCGCAACAAUUCGUGCUGAAUUUGGGACAGGAUGAGAUCCUUGGCGUUGUUGCCACCGAUCAUGUUCUUUAUAUGUUAACCGAAAAGAAACUGUUUGCAUGUAUAUUAAAUUGAACUAAAUACAUUUUAUUGAUUCUAAUGCAUGUGUUGGUGAUUGUUUUUUAACUUAAUGAAAAGGAUCCGAAAGAUGCUCAUGAUAGCUGAAUAAUUUCGAACAGUAUUCAUUCAAUGCUGUGGUGGCUGUCUGUAAUUCACGUUCCAAAAUGAAGAUUUGAAAAAUUAAUGGUCGAAAAAGCAAUGUCUUCACAUUUUAUUGAUUUUAUCGGAAAUUAUAAUAGAUGGAAUUAUUCUGUAAGAUGCUUAUGAAAGCUGGAUAUUUAGGAAAUGUAACCACAUUGCAUCAAUAUUUGCUUUUCAUUUGUAGCAUCUUGCUCGUUUUCUUUUAAUCCUUGAGCCGAAAGACCUCGGUACUUAGCACAUUGAUUGACAAGUAUGAACGUGGAUGAUAGAAGGCCGUUAGAAAGAGAAAAAAAUGAAGUAAAUAGAUCCAAACUCAUCAAAGUUUGAAGAUGCAAGCAAAUUUGAAAUUUUCAGACCGUGAAAAUCCGCACUAUGUGAGAGUUAUUAUAUUACUGUACACUUUCAAUGUAUUCUAUGUAUACUAUUUGUGAUAACACUAGCAUUUUACGGAAUACACCGAAUAAGCGUUAUUUAUGUUUG